Molecule: messenger RNA, 870 nt
Organism: Ipomoea nil (Japanese morning glory)
Lineage: Eukaryota; Viridiplantae; Streptophyta; Magnoliopsida; Solanales; Convolvulaceae
Exons: 2
Coding region: 1-870 (289 amino acids)
Biological process (GO): DNA repair; telomere maintenance
Molecular function (GO): DNA helicase activity
Source: RefSeq, a predicted model, not a curated record
AUGACUUUUGGUGGGAAAACCGUCGUGUUAGGUGGAGACUUCAGACAAAUUUUACCAGUAAUUCCAAAGGGCACUAGGAAAGAUAUAGUGGGUGCAAGUAUAAAUUCAUCAUAUCUGUGGAGAAGCUGUAAAGUAUUUAGUCUUACAAAGAAUCUACGGCUUAGGGCAUUGCAAUCAAAGUCUGGAGUUCAAGAGAUUGAAGAAUAUGCAAAGUGGAUUGCUGAUAUAGGUGACGGAACUAUUGGUGAUUCAUUGGAUGGAGAGUGUGAGAUCAACAUUCCAGAUAAAUUCUUACUCAAGUCGGUGGAGGAUCCUAUUUCUACAAUUGUUGAUAGCAUAUUCCCGGGGUUUCGUACUGGAAAUAGAGAUGUCAAAUAUCUAAAAGACUGUGCAAUUUUGGCACCAACUUUGGACGUGGUAGAUAACAUAAAUGAAUACAUGAAUGAAUAUAAUACUGCCGAAGGAAUGCCAUAUCUCAGUUGUGAUUCGGUAUGCAAAUCGGAUUCCAAUGUGGACAUGCUUGCUGAUCUACACACACCGGAGUUUUUAAAUGGAUUACGAUGUUCUAGAGUGCCAAAUCACUCAUUGACUUUAAAAGUUAGAUCACCCGUUAUGCUCAUGAGAAAUAUUGAUCACUCAUUGGGGUUGUGCAAUGGUACAAGGAUGAUCAUUUCAAAUUUGGCUACUCAUGUUUUAGAAGCUCAAAUAUUGACCGGAACAAGUGCUGAUAAAAAACAGUUUGCUCUGGUGGAGUUGGAGAAAUUGCUAUCUUUGUGGGGGAAGAGCCUGAAGGACUUUUCAAAAAUGUCAAUUCCAGACAAAACUAGCAUGGAUUUGAGUCAAGCAUCAUUAACCGAAUCAGACACAUAA